AUGACAUCUCCAAUGUUUGCUCUCUAUCUCACAUGUCUGUUUUUGGGUGAAACAGCUCAUACUGCUCUGAAACCCACAUCUUCUGUUCCUCAAGACAGUGAUUUUAUAUCAGCUAAUGUUGGUGACAGUGUAACGUUGCAAUGUUCCGAUAAAGGUGAUGUAGCGGCAAGGCUUUACUGGUAUAAGCAAACUCUGGGACAGAAACCAAGGCUCAUCUCCACAUUCUACACAUUUGACAUGAAUGGCACUUUCUAUGAUGAAUUCAAGAACAAUCCACGCUUCACACUGAACACCGAACACGGUACAAAUCACUUGGCGAUCACAGAUUUACACAUUUCAGACUCAGCUACGUAUUACUGCAUCUGUUGCUUUUUAUACACGUUUGAAUUUUCAAAGAACAUCAUUGUCAGUGUAAAGGAUUCAGGUUUGAACAUCCAAGCUUUGGUCCAUCAAUCGGCAUCUGAGAGCAUCCAGCCAGGAGACUCUGUGACUCUGAACUGUACAGUACACACUGGGACCUGUGAUGAUGGAGAACACAGUGUUUACUGGUUCAAAAACUCUGAAGAAUCUCAUCCAGGACUCAUUUACACACAUGGAGGCAGGAAUGAUCAGUGUGAGAGGAACACCAACACACAAACACACACCUGUGUCUACAACUUGCCGAUGAAGAGUCUGAAUCCUUCUCAUGCUGGGACCUACUACUGUGCUGUCGCCUCAUGUGGACAGAUACUGUUUGGAGACGGGACCAAGCUGGAUGUUGUCAAUGAGGUAGACUCUCCUGUCUUGUUGUAUUUUGUGAGUGGAGCUUUGGCGUUCACCACCAUCUUCAGUGUUUUACUGGCUUUCUCAAUGUACAAGAUGAAGAGAAACAGCCAAUCUACAGAAUCUCAAGCAAGAAAUUCAGCUCCGUCCAGAGUCAAUGCAAAGGGUUACAAAGAUGCAGACAAGCUGUAUUAUGCUGCUGUAAGUGUGAACCUGACCAACAGAAGAAGACAGAAGGACCCAACCUGGAGUGAAUGCGUGUAUUACAGUGUAAAGCAGUAG
This is a messenger RNA of Scomber scombrus (Atlantic mackerel), 1044 nucleotides long. RefSeq lists its product as uncharacterized. The record is from RefSeq and is a predicted model, not a curated record. NCBI's taxonomy places the organism in Eukaryota, Metazoa, Chordata, Actinopteri, Scombriformes, Scombridae. Gene Ontology annotation, biological process: response to bacterium. The coding region runs from base 1 to 1044 and encodes 347 amino acids. The transcript is spliced from 5 exons.